AUGGGGAAGAAAAAGAAAUGCACGUUACAGGUCAUCAUGGAAGAUGCUGGAAUAGAGAUUGAUGGACAAGUCGAGAGUGACACACAGAGUGAAGAAGAUGAAGGAAAGGAGAAGACAUCUAAGAAACGGCCCCGCAGGGAAACUGUCAGAGCAGGUAGACUUGAAAGAAAAAAGCCACAGAGAGACAAAGAAGAUGAAAGCAAAGAGGAAGAAAAUUGUCCCCAACAAAACAGAGCUUCUAGGAGAAAAAAACACCAAAAGAAAAAUGGUGAUGGAAAAAAGGCAGAAGUAAAAGAGAGAGACAAAAAGGCUUCUACUAAAGAUCAGAAGAAUUCAGAAAAUAAAGAAAAGAAAACAAAUAAAAAACGAAAGGAGGGGGAGAACAAACAGAAGAAAGGCGGGAAAAACAGUACUUCCUCUGAGUCUUCCAACUCAUUUGAUGAGGAAUCACUGUCAGAGGAAGAGCUUGCGAUGCUGAUGGAGCAGGUAGAGCAAAGGAAAAAACUGAUUUCCACCAUGAGGAACAAGCCCUGGCGAAUGGUGAAGAAGCUCUCAGUGCUCAGGGAGGCGCAAGCUUUUGUUGAGAAGUUUGAAGGAGCCCUAGGAAAAGGGAAAGGCAAAAAGCUGUAUGCGUAUAAGAUGAUGAUGGCAAAAAAAUGGGUGAAAUUUAAGAGAGACUUUGACAAUUUUAAAACCCAGUGCAUACCCUGGGAGAUGAAGAUAAAAGAAGUGGAAAGUCACUUUGGCUCCUCAGUUGCUUCCUACUUCAUAUUUCUGCGAUGGCUGUACGGUGUAAAUCUUGUCCUUUUUGGUUUAAUAUUUGGACUGGUUAUAAUUCCAGAGAUCCUGAUGGGAAUGCCAUAUGGGAGCAUGCCAAGAAAAACUGUACCCCGGGCUGAACAAGCAACAGCUAUGGAUUUUUCUGUUCUUUGGGAUUUUGAGGGGUACAUCAAGUACUCAGCACUCUUCUAUGGCUACUACAACAACCAGCGGACCAUUGGCUGGUUGAAAUAUAGGCUACCAAUGGCAUAUUUCAUGGUUGGGAUCAGUGUGUUUGGCUACAGUCUGAUGGUUGUUAUAAGAUCGAUGGCACGCAAUGCCAAUGAGAGUACAGCAGAUGGGGAUGAUGACAACUUCAUUUUCAGCUGGAAAAUGUUCACAAGCUGGGACUACCUCAUUGGCAACCCAGAGACUGCAGACAACAAGUUCGCAUCCAUCACCACCAGCUUCAAGGAAUCUAUCGUGGAUGAGCAAGAAAGCAACAAAGAUGAGAACAUCCACCUGAGGAGGUUCCUGCGGGUCCUGGCCAAUGUCCUCAUCAUAUGCUGCUUGUGUGGGAGCGGCUACCUCAUUUACUUUGUGGUGAAACGCUCCCAGACAUUUUCCAAAAUGCAAAAUGUUGGGUGGUAUGAAAGAAAUGAGGUUGAAAUUGUGAUGUCCUUGCUAGGCAUGUUUUGCCCCCCCUUGUUUGAAACCAUCGCUGCACUCGAAAAUUACCAUCCGCGUAUCAGGCUGAAGUGGCAGCUGGGACGCAUCUUUGCCCUCUUCUUGGGGAACCUCUACACAUUCCUGUUGGCCUUGAUGGAUGACGUCAAUGAAAAACUGGCUGAAGAAGAUGUUGUGAAGAACAUCACACGCUGGAUGCUGCUUGGCCACCACAACUCAUCAAUGGGGAACAGCAGUGCUGACACCCCACCUCCCCUUGAUCCUGCAGACAUGCCCAGGGGACCCUGCUGGGAGACAACUGUCGGCAUUGAGUUUGUAAGGCUCACAGUGUCUGAUAUCCUGGUGACCUAUGUAACCAUCCUGGUGGGAGAUUUUAUCCGAGCUUGCUUUGUCAGAUUUGUGAAUUACUGUUGGUGCUGGGACCUAGAGGCUGGAUUUCCCUCCUAUGCAGAGUUUGACAUCAGCGGCAAUGUUUUGGGUUUGGUCUUCAACCAAGGAAUGAUUUGGUAUGGAUCCUUUUAUGCACCAGGGCUCGUGGGUAUAAAUGUGCUGCGCUUAUUAACCUCCAUGUAUUUUCAAUGUUGGGCUGUUAUGAGUAGCAAUGUCCCUCAUGAACGAGUAUUCAAAGCAUCCAAGUCUAACAACUUUUACAUGGGACUUUUACUGUUAAUCCUGUUCCUCAGCCUCCUGCCUGUGGCCUACACCAUCAUGUCCUUGCCUCCUUCCUUUGACUGUGGACCAUUCAGUGGAAAGAAAAGGAUGUAUGAAGUCAUUCAAGAGACGAUUGAGCUUGAUUUCCCACUUUUUAUUGCCAAGAUCUUCAGCUACGUGGCAAACCCAGGACUGAUCAUUCCUGCAAUUCUACUCAUGGUCCUUGCUAUCUAUUACCUAAAUGCUGUGUCUGAAGCAUACCAACGCGCCAACGCAGAGCUGAAAAAGAAAAUGCAAAUGCAACGUGAAGAGGAUAAAAACAAGAGAAACAACAAAAUCAACAAUAAUUCCAUGAUGCAAGAUCUGGAGGAUUUACUUGCACCAAGUACAAAGAGUGAAAUCCACCCCAAACAAGCAGAAGGCAAGAAAAUAGAGUCUCCUAAUCAAGCCGUCCCUUUUGGGAAACAAGGAAAAGCAGAAGUCCUGAAUGGCAGCCCCAUGACUACUGGGAGAAGAGCAGUGCUCAUCCCGCCACCACACUUGCUUGUGACACGGCCACCAACACCAGGCAUCUGGGCACCUUACUCUUAUCCUGACAAGCCCUGGCCAGGGGGACACUCACUGGGACUGGUCCCUGGAAGGGGGAGAGGACAUCCAUGCUACUCACAUGCUGCUUGA
This is a messenger RNA of Cygnus atratus (black swan), 2775 nucleotides long. RefSeq names its product transmembrane channel like 2 (gene TMC2). The coding region runs from base 1 to 2775 and encodes 924 amino acids. Gene Ontology annotation, molecular function: mechanosensitive monoatomic ion channel activity. The record is from RefSeq and is a predicted model, not a curated record. NCBI's taxonomy places the organism in Eukaryota, Metazoa, Chordata, Aves, Anseriformes, Anatidae. Gene Ontology annotation, biological process: detection of mechanical stimulus involved in sensory perception of sound; vestibular reflex. Gene Ontology annotation, cellular component: plasma membrane. The transcript is spliced from 20 exons.